GAAAAGUAAGCUUCACCACAUAUUCAGGUCAUUCCCGUACAAUAAUUAAUGGAAUAAGGCAAGCCCAAUCAGUGCCCUCAGAUAAAGACUUGUUCAAGGGAAGGAAAUGGAAGAGCCAUGGCUGGGUGGAAGAGAGGAAGAAAAAUGGAGGACAACAUGGAGUGCCUUUUGGGAGGAGCUAAAGAUGGUGAGCUAUAUUGCGGUGCCGAUGGUGGCGGUGAUGGUGUCGCAGUACCUUUCUCAGGUCAUUUCGUUGAUGAUGGUUGGACACCUUGGGGAGCUUGCUCUUUCCGGUAUUGCCAUAGCUUCCUCCGUCACUAAUGUCACUGGCUUCAGCUUUUUUUUUGGAAUGGCUGGUGCACUGGAAACUCUAUGUGGACAAGCUUAUGGAGCACAACAAUAUCAAAAGCUUGGAACUUACACUUACUGUUCAAUGGUUUCUAUCAUUCCUGUUUGUAUUCCAAUAUGUUUUCUCUGGAUAUUCAUGGACAAGCUGUUAGUAUUGUUGGGUCAGGACUCUGAAGUUGCAAUGGUAGCUGGCAGUUAUUCAAUCUGGCUUAUACCUGGAUUGUUUGCCUUUCCAUUUCUCCAGUCAUUAGUUCGCUAUUUCCAGUGUCAGGGCUUGAUCCUUCCCAUGUUCUUGAGCUCUUGUGCAGCUCUAUGUCUCCAUAUACCCGUCUGCUGGACUCUACUACACAAAACAAAUCUAGGAAUUAUUGGGGCGGCUUUAUCAACCGGAUUAUCUUACUGGUUUAAUGUAGUAUUGCUUGGGAUUUACAUGAGAUACUCUUCAUCAUGUGAGAAAUCCCGUGCUUUCAUCUUCAACGACAUUUUCUUAAGCAUCAAGGAGUUUUUUAGCUUUGCACUCCCUUCUGCAGUGAUGGUUUGUCUUGAGUGGUGGUCAUUUGAGGUACUUAUACUGCUAUCAGGACUUUUACCAGAUUCAGUGCUUGAGACAUCAGUUCUUUCCAUAUGCCUUACAACCACUUCAUUUCACUACCUCGUACCAUAUGGGAUUAGUGCUGCUGCAAGCACUCGGGUCUCAAACGAACUAGGAGCAGGAAAUCCACAAGCAGCUAGACUAUCUGUAAGUGUAGCAAUGGUACUUGCAGCGAUAGAGCCAAUCAUGGUGGCACUUACUCUCUUUUGUUGCCGCUACGUUUAUGGAUACUUAUUUAGCAACGAAAAGGAAGUUGUCAAUUACGUCAGAGAAAUGAUUCCGCUGCUUUGCAUAUCGGUUAUAAUGGACAGCUUACAAGCAGUACUUUCUGGUGUUGCCAGAGGAACUGGGUGGCAGCACAUUGGAGCCUAUGUGAAUCUUGGUGCAUAUUACCUUUUAGGAGUUCCAGUAGCUGUCGUGUUGUGUUUUGCACUAAAUUUGAGAGGGAAGGGGCUAUGGAUUGGAAUAUUGGCAGGGUCUACUGUUCAAGCAUCGCUCCUUGCUCUCGUUACUGGCUUAACAAAUUGGCAAAAACAGGUUUUCUGUUAUAAAAUGGUCGAUGUAAUAUAUGUAGAGUGUAGCUUAAUUCUGCAGACAAAGCAUAACUUUGUUGAAAACUGCAGGCAAGCAAUGCAAGGGAGAGAAUGUUGGAGGGGAGUUGCCCAGCCAACAAUGAAUCAGCUUGAACAAGCAGGAAACAGAGGAAAGAAAAGGCGAUGAUACGUAAAAAGAGAAAUAUGUCAGUCCUAAUUUUAGUUGCAACCCCAGUUUGUCUGUUGACUUUUGUCCUCAACAGAUUUCUAAUCUACCCUUUCAGCCAUGCAUGGAGUACUAAGCAAGUGAGCAAUCCCAAAAUCGUUUCAGGCCAGUUUGAGUUUCAUCAUAAGAAGAGAAAUCUAAUAGUAUAAAGUUUACUAUAUAUUAUUUCUUGAGGAUGAAGUCCUGUUUCAACGACGAGACGGAUACCUCAAAAUUCAUUCCAAGUUAGAAUAUUUUGAUUUGUCUUUUGGAUUUGAGGGGCUUCAUGGAUACGAAUAUUUUGAUUGAGAAAACACAUCACCUAUGCCACUACCUUAAUUGGAAGAACUUAUUGUAUUCCUCUAAAGUUGGAAAAA
Molecule: messenger RNA, 2055 nt
Organism: Theobroma umbraticum
Lineage: Eukaryota; Viridiplantae; Streptophyta; Magnoliopsida; Malvales; Malvaceae
Product: protein DETOXIFICATION 14-like
Biological process (GO): xenobiotic detoxification by transmembrane export across the plasma membrane
Cellular component (GO): membrane
Molecular function (GO): xenobiotic transmembrane transporter activity; antiporter activity
Source: RefSeq, a predicted model, not a curated record